Molecule: messenger RNA, 4299 nt
Organism: Solea senegalensis (Senegalese sole)
Lineage: Eukaryota; Metazoa; Chordata; Actinopteri; Pleuronectiformes; Soleidae
Gene: epx
Product: eosinophil peroxidase
Exons: 17
Coding region: 147-2807 (886 amino acids)
Biological process (GO): response to oxidative stress
Molecular function (GO): calcium ion binding; peroxidase activity; heme binding
Source: RefSeq, a predicted model, not a curated record
GUAUAAAUGGAAUCUCGAUUAACGGAGCAGGAGACACCGAUUCAGACGCACACUCACACCUGUUGGCUCUAAAGAUGAGUCGCACUACGAUUCAGUCUGCCUGAGUAAAUCCUUCUCCCCACAGACUCCGCUGUUUUAUACUUUAGAUGGACAGAUCACUCAUGUUCCAGGUGUCCUGCUCUCUGCUUGGUCUGGCUCUUGUCCUUUUCUCCUUUCCUGAUUAUGCUUCACUGCACCAAACAUUUGAAAACACCUCAGGAGCUGUGUUUCCUGGCUCUGUGUUUGUGAAGGAGGCACUUCAGAGGGCGACCGAGCUGACUGAUGCUGCAUAUGCUCACACAAAUGAAAGAGGAAAGAAAUCCUUGUCUGAAGGCACACUGAAAUCCAGUGACCUGCUCGCUCACUUCAAACACACAGAAGCCAGAACCAGGACUCACAUCCGAGCUGCAGAACUCCUGGACAACACAGUCGAGCUGAUCAGAGAGAUGGUCUACACUCACACUAUGGUGCAGCCCAACGCUCAUGAGCUGCUGAGUGAAGCAGAUGUGGAGAAUCUGCUGCAGUUGACGGGCUGCUCUGCUGAGCUGCAGAGACCCAGCUGUCAGAGCGACUGUCAGUCCGAGCGCUACAGAUCCAUCACAGGAGAGUGCAACAGCAGACAGCACCCCAGAUGGGGAGCUGCAAACAUCCCUUAUUCCCGUUGGCUGCCUCCUGAGUAUGAGGACAUAUGGGGGAAGCCCAGAGGCUGGGACCCAGUUCAGACCUACCACAACGUCAGCCUGCCUCCAGUGCGGCUGGUUUCUCAGGAGGUGCUGUUCACCCACAAUGACAACAUUUCACUGGACUCCACUCUGUCUCACCUGCUGGUGGAGUGGGGUCAGUGGAUCGACCAUGAUGUGGUGCUGACACCUCAGAGUCCCAGCACAGCUGCUUUCAAGACCGGCGCUGACUGUACACACACCUGCAGCCGGGAAACUCCCUGCUUCCCCAUACAGAUCCCUCUGUCUGAUCGUCGUCAUGGCAUCCAGAGCUGCAUGCCUUUCUUCCGUUCAGCUCCCAGCUGUGGUGCAGGAGUCCUCCCUCAUCGCCACAGAGAGCAGCUCAAUGCCAUCACCUCCUUUGUCGAUGCCAGCAUGGUAUACGGCAGCUCCACCGGUGUAGCAUCAGCUCUGAGAAACCACUCCUCUCCUCUGGGCUCUAUGGCCAUCAACACCCAGCACUCAGACCAGGGGCUGCCCUACAUGCCCUUCCUGCCUCCCCAGAAGUCGCACCUGGAUCCCUGUGGUCCUCGAAAUGCCACCACCUCAGGAACAUCAGACAGAGCCAUGCACAGGGAGAACAACACAUCCUGCUUUCAAGCUGGAGAUUCAAGAGCCAAUGAACAUCUGGGAAUGAUAGCGCUGCACACACUCUUUCUGAGAGAGCACAACCGCCUGGUCGAUGAGCUGCACCUGCUCAACCCUCACUGGAGCCCAGACACCCUCUAUCAGGAGGCUCGCAAGAUCAUAGGAGCCGUUCAUCAGAUCCUGACUUGGGACCACUACCUCCCGCAGGUCCUCGGCGAUGUCGCCAUGUCGCGUCUGAUGCCUCCCUAUGACGGUUAUAAUCCCGACAUGGAUCCAAGCAUCGCAAACGUCUUCGCAGCUGCUGCGUUUCGUUUCGCUCAUGUGACGGUGCAGCCAGUGGUGAGCAGGCUGGGGCCAGGAUACACCACCAACUCCCAGCACCCUCCGCUGCCUCUGCAUCAUUCACUGUUCGCCUCUUGGAGGGUAGUGCAGGAAGGUGGUAUAGACCCUGUGCUGCGUGGCCUGUUGUUGUCUCCAGCCAAGCUACAGACUCCAGGUCAGAUGAUGGUGGAGGAGCUGACUGAGAGGCUGUUUCAGGCACAGGGAGGGAUGCCUCUGGACCUCGGGGCCCUGAACCUUCAAAGGGGUCGAGACCACGGUUUGCCUGGAUACGGCUCGUGGCGGAGUUUCUGCGGCCUCUCUGUUCCCAACUCCACAGCUGAUUUGGCAGAAAUCCUCGAUAGUUCAGUUUUGGCUCACAAAUUCCAGCUCCUGUAUGGGACGCCCCACAAUAUCGACGUGUGGGUGGGAGCCAUUUCGGAGCCCACUCUGCCUGGAGGCCGGGUUGGUCCACUCCUGGCCUGUCUACUGGCCAGGCAGUUCAGAGCCCUAAGAGAUGGAGACAGGUUCUGGUGGGAGAGGGAGGGAGUGUUCACCAGCAGCCAGAGGAGACACCUCCGCCCCGUCUCUCUGUCCCGCAUUAUUUGUGAUAACAGCCACAUCACCUCUGUCCCUGCUGACCCAUUCUCACGCACUGGGAGCCCAGAGGACAUGCUGCCGUGUUCUCACCCACUCAUCCCCCGCCUUGACCUCAGCCCCUGGAAAGAACCAGACACGGAUACCAGCUGCGGUCCAAUACCCAGGAUCCAGUUCGGCUACUCACUGCUCUGUGACUCUGUGAUUGUGUAUCAGUGUCAUUUGGGCUUCAAGUUGCUAGGACCUUCGUCUGUGAGCUGUGACACAAACAGCCACCAAUGGAACUCUACACCUCCAAUAUGUCAAGACAUUAAUGAAUGUGAGGAACAGAAUUCUCCUUGUCCACAAAGCCACGAGUGCUUCAACACAGGGGGCUCCUUUGUUUGCUCAGAGCCCUCCUCACUGUCUGCCGCCGCCACAGUCGCUGCAGUGAUAGUAGUUAUUGGUGGUGUGGCCCUGCUGGCGAUGAUCCUCAUCUGUUAUCAAAGACGUUUCCCCAGGAAAGAAGAGUUUACCAGUCCUGGACGAUGCCAAGAGAAAAGUUAAAGGACUUGUAUUUGUGAGACUUUGGCCAAAUUGUGUCGUUUCACUUGACUUCCUAAAUAUUUAUUUGUGGACUUCUGAAUCGUCUUUAUGUAUUUAAAUGUCUACAGCAUAAGAAUCAUUUCUCUUGUUAAAUUGUAAUCGCACUAAGGCUGAACAAAAAAACGUUGUACAUGACGAUUAUAAUUAUGUCUGUUGUUGAACACAUAACAUGGGAUGGUUUGACCUGAUUACACAUAGUGUCACUGUGACCUGCCUGACAGCACCCAUUCAUUAUCAACAGGUUCAAUUAUUUAUUAAAGUCUACUGUAAUCAGACUGAAGAGGCCUUGGAAACACAAGAGUCCUUUCAAUCUGAAAACAAAAAAAUCUUACUGGAAUGUUUGCUCUAAAGGUUUUCCAUGAGUGAGUCAGGGAGUGUCUCAGAGCACUUUUAUCUUAAUUGAAAAAAAAGAAAUGUUCCAAGUGUAAUAGUUUUUUAAUCGUGUCAUGUAAUUGUACUGCUUUGCAAUGAUUAACAGUGAUGAGUCAUCAGUCCCUACACUCAGUGUAGUCUAUUUUACUGCUUUACUGCAACUUUAUGCAAACAUGACCAGUAACUCACACAUGGUAUAAAGGCUUGUUUUUAAUGGAGUGUUGACAUGGAUGCAGAAUGAAUGGAUGACACAGGUUUUUUCCAGGAUAAGAACCUCAGAGCCAUUGAUGAGGCGAUUAUUGCACUUCCUGAUAAGUCUUCAUUUUAACUUUCAAAAAGCGUUUUCUUUUUUUGUAAAAACGGAUUCAUACUUAUGACACUUUAUGGCAAGAUAACUAAAAUAAAAUAUACGCAUAGUAUGGUUAAGUACUGCAUUCAUGCAUAGUCAUUUAUGGCUUACGCUGUCAUGUACACACUACAGUUCAUUGCAGUAGUGUGUAUACUGUGAUAAUGUCUUAAAGCUUGUUCAUGUAACGCUGUUUUGAAUGUGGAAUAAUACUUCAAUAAUAACAUAUCUGAUAACGUACAGGCAUGAACUAUGUCUUGUUUCAUUUGGGUUUUCCACACAAGGCCUCUAGAACAAACAUGUGGUGCAAGAGUGCAUCAGCUCAGUGAAAGUGAUAUACUUAGACAUCUCAGCCCAGAACUGAGAGCAGCUAUAGAUGCUUGUGUAUCUGUUCUGUAUUAACGUAAAAGCAGCCCUGAUCGCUGUUCUAUGGAAACUACAUGGAUACUGUUGGUCUCAUGUAUCCUUCAUCUUACAUAUUGUUGUCCCACUAUGUAAUAUUUGAGAUAAUAGACCAACUAUCCAUCUCAAUUGUUUUAUAAUGUUGUAAGACUCACAAGAUGAAAAACAACUUCCACCACUAGUGGAGAGAAAUAAUGAAGCCCUGCAGUAAAACGGAAUAAUAUAUUGUGCAUUUCUUGAAGUAACACUGUUUUUUUUGUUUGUUUGUUUAUUUCCCAAAAUAAAUGUAUUUAGCUGUGGUUCAAUUAAAAUUUUCUCAUGAGAUAACUGAAA